AUGGACAGUAAAAAAAUAAACGAUGCAACUUUAUCACAUAGUAGGAUAACGACUGGGAAUCUUUUGUUGAAUGUUAAUGAAGCUCUUCAAGAAGCUCAGGAAAUGAUGAUCGAUGGGAAACCACGUGAACGUCAUUUGGAACACUUGCUAGAAGAAUCGACAACUGUCGAAGUAGUGAAAACCGGAAGACACGGAGAUCCUAUUGAAAUUGUUGUCACUCGGAGUACUGUUACUUCUCAACCCAAUACAGAUGACGAAGGUGACGAGAGUGAUUCAGAAUCACUUUUGCCGUCACGAACUAUGUCCAGUUCUCUUUCUCACAGUUACACUUAUAGUGGAGAAGGAAGUUCCGAUGAAGUUCUGUCUCGUUGUACAAAUGUUCAUUAUCGUCGAAAACGUGGUGAUAAUUGGCGCUUAGAUGAUGGUUUGAAAGGCGAAGAUGAUGGACAUUUUGAGGUUGAGGUAAAAACAGAGUAUGGUCAGGAUGACGAUGGAGAACCUUUCGUGAAAAAGUCUUGGGAGGCGACAUGGCGUGUACAAAAAUUCGAAUAUUUACCAGAAUGGCUUCAAGAUAACGAAUAUUUGAGGCACGGACAUCGGCCACCUUUGCCAAGCUUUGCACAAUGUUUCCGUAGCAUAUUAUCCAUUCAUACUGAAACUGGAAAUAUUUGGACUCAUUUAAUUGGCUGUCUAGCAUUUGCACUGUUGGCUGCUUGGUUUAUGACACGGCCAGAUACCGACAUUCGUUUCCAGGAGAAAGUUGUGUUCUCCUUUUUUUUUGCUGGAGCAAUUAUUUGUCUUGGUAUGUCAUUCACCUUCCAUACAGUUAGCUGUCAUUCAGUUGCUGUGGUCCGGAUUUUCUGCAAAUUAGAUUAUUUGGGUAUAUCAUUGUUGAUUAUUGGCUCAUUCGUUCCUUGGCUAUAUUAUGGUUUUUAUUGUCGGCGUGAGCCAAAAAUAACUUAUAUCGCGAUGGUCUGUGUUUUGGGUUUGGGUGCCGUGAUUGUUUCAUUGUGGGACAAAUUUAGCGAGUCAAGAUAUCGACCUCUCAGAGCUGGCGUUUUUCUGGCAAUGGGAUGUAGUGGAGUAGUACCAACAAUUCAUUUCAUGAUCACAGAUGGUGUGCGUACAUUGUUCGAAGAUGCAGCGUUUCACUGGCUCUUAUUAAUGGCCUCAUUAUAUAUUUUUGGCACUUUGUUGUAUGCUACGCGUAUUCCGGAACGCUUCUUUCCUGGAAAAUGUGAUAUUCUGUUCCAGUCUCAUCAACUCUUUCACAUAUGUGUCGUUAUUGCUGCGUUUGUUCACUACUAUGGGAUUUCUGAAAUGGCAAUGCAUCGAAUAAGGGCUUCUUGCCCGAUGGACAACGAUGCUGUGCGAGCAUUUCACCAUAUUGUAGAAGGUGUGAAGAAAGCGGUGCAUGAUGCAUUGUAA
Molecule: messenger RNA, 1428 nt
Organism: Brugia malayi
Lineage: Eukaryota; Metazoa; Nematoda; Chromadorea; Rhabditida; Onchocercidae
Gene: Bma-paqr-1
Exons: 9
Coding region: 1-1428 (475 amino acids)
Biological process (GO): adiponectin-activated signaling pathway
Cellular component (GO): plasma membrane
Molecular function (GO): signaling receptor activity
Source: RefSeq, a predicted model, not a curated record